CCUUAAGCGUAUGUCGUUACGGCUGACGCGUUCCUUAACUCUCUGGGAAAUGGUAAAUGAAGAUAGUGGGCUUCAAAGGUACUCCACCGGGACUGUCGAGGUCUCUGCUCUCGGUGCAUUGCAUUCGUUCUUCCGUUUGUCCCUUCAGCGAUCCCCUGCACUCACCGAUACCGGACUUAGGAAAGUGUGCGUAAUGCACCUUAAAGCUAGUGAAACUCUCUCAUGCCGAACAUCGAGACUGCCUUGUGUUACGUAAAGUUCCGAACGGAGUGAAUUUUUUCAAGAGCUUAAUAAAGCCGGUUUCAAACACGUGGAAGCCCGAGUGUCCGUUAAUCUUACAUUGGACAACAUACGAGAAGCUAAUUGAAAAGGAAAAAACACAGGCAGGGAGUGAAAAUUUCUGUGCCAAGGAGACGCAGGCAGCUUAUUAAGUGGAAUCGAGAAAAAUAUAACCCAGAGAUCUUCAUGUUCACAAUCGUCGAACCAAUAAUUAUUUCGAAUCGUGCAUUGCCGAAGAAACCGUGAAGGAUUUUAAGUCACAGUUCGAUCAAUGUGGUUGGAUUUUAAAAAAGUAGUAAGUGUCGCGACUCAAUUAAAACCGGUUCAGUAUUAAGCGCGAAAAACAUUUUCCGACAGGUAAUUAAAGGGAGUAAACGCAGCUGAAAAGUGCAGUGAAAUAUCGGGUGGGUGGGAGGGACGAGAAGCAAUUUUGAACAACCAGUAUUGAAGAAGUCAGUAAACAUACUCCAAAAUGAAGUUCAUCACCGCGCUUUUCGGCAAUGGGUCGCCGAAGAAAAUGGGCAAGCAGUACAUGAAGGUGGGGAAAAACGCUCUCUUCGGCAUCAAGCCUAGCGGUAUCAAAGAAAUCUACGCAGAAAAGGGCCCGACACCUUUGAGCUUGCUAUUAUCCAGAAAGGGCAAGGUCAAACACAGUCGGAUCGCCGUCAUCUUGUUCGGGUUGUUCGCCUUGGCCAUUGGGAUUAUCCUCAGCAGCAUACCAUGGGUGGAUUACGUUUUAAUGAAACAAUUACGGUUAUGGAAUGGAUCCCUUUCAUUCCAGUAUUGGCAAAAACCUGGCGUCGUUCGUCUAACCAAAGUUUACAUUUUCAAUGUAACGAAUACCGACGGGUUUUUGAACUUCGGCGAAAAACCAAAGGUCGAGGAAGUUGGUCCCUUUGUUUACAAAGAAGACAUGGAGAAAGUGAACAUUGCCUUCCACGACAACGGAACGGUGACCUAUCAACACAAAAAGAUCCUGAAUUUCAUGCCAGAGAUGUCGAAGGAUGGGGACCUUCGCGUGAUGGUUCCCAACAUACCGUUACUGACACUAUCGACUCAGAGCAAGAGUUUGCCUGGAUUCCUGACUAUGGGACUCUCCGUUUUUCUGCAGGGUAUGGGAAUCGAGCCGUUCGUCCCAAUUACAGCGCAGGAAUUGGUAUUCGGUUACGACGAUCCUUUGGUCAGUUUGGCCCAUCGGUUUUUCCCUAAAACGAGGCGACCGAUGAGCCAAAUGGGGCUUCUUCUGGGCAGAAACGGCACGCUGAGCGAGGUCCAUACAAUUUACACGGGUGAAAAGGGUAUGAAAAACUUUGGUCUGUUGAACAAAUUGAACGGCCGAGAUACUCUCCCCUUCUGGCCGAAGGAGCCGUGCAACUCUAUCAGCGCUUCCGAAGGAUCGUUUUUCCCGCCUCGGGACACCACGGGUUCCGACAUUGUUCAUCUCUGGGACAAGGAUAUCUGCAGGAUUCUACCGCUCCAGUAUCGUGGUCCAGCCGACAAGACCGGAAUCAGGGCUGACCUGUACACACCGACAGACACCAUCUUCGACCCACCCAGCGAGGAAACACCGGAUAACGAGUGUUUUUGCCAGGACGAACCGGAGAACUGUCCUGUCCGUGGUCUGCAGAACAUCAGCCCGUGCCAGUACACCGCCCCGGUUUACUUGUCAUGGCCGCAUUUUUACAAAGCUGCACCAGAACUUCUGGAAGCCGUUGAAGGACUGAAACCGAAUCAGGAGCGGCAUGAAACCUACUUCAAAAUUCAACCGAAAUUAGGAGUUCCGGUUGAGGGUAAGGUGCGAGUUCAAUUGAACCUGAAGGUUGAACAUCAGCCGGCAAUAUCGGCGACUGCCAAUUUCCCGGACAUCGUAUUUCCGAUAAUGUGGCUGGAGGAGGGAAUCGACGAGUUGACACCACCGAUAAGACGAUGGAUGUACCUCUCGACAACGUUCAUGGAUGUAGCGGCGCCUUGUUUCGCCUACGGACUGAUAUUGCUUGGAUUUGCAAUCCUGACUACGGUUAUCGUCAAGACUUACAAAAGCGUGAGGUUUGCCCGGGAAAUCGUCGAGCUGAGCAGGCGGACGGAAAAAAAAGGUUCCUACCUUAUAGUCAACGGACAGCACAGGCUGAUCAUUGCCAGAGACUCUUAUCUAUGCUUGAACGAACGCUAUCGGGAAAACGUUGAUCCGGUCGCGCUGUGAGUAGCGUUUAUCAGGCGUGGAAAAUUUUUUUCAAAUUCGUAUGUUCUUUUUCCUUCUCUUUAUUCUUUCCUAACAGAGGUACAAUCGUAGAAAGAGCCGUUGAACCGUUAUUGGCGGGAAUACAACGAACGUUUACUUGAAUGAAUAAGGCACGCGGCCAGCUUUAAUACGAUUUUUAGUCGAAGAUACGGAUCUGCCAGGAGUGAGAUUAGUGACGAUCUGUUGAAAGGUAUAAUUGAAAAAGAAGAAAAAGGGUGGCCAAAGAACUUAACGCGAGACUCUACCGAGUCUCUUGAUUUAAAUUCAAACUGUAAUCUACACCGACAUCUUGCGGACGAACUGUGAAAUUGAUGGCGCAGAGAAUGUUUCGACGGGUUUUCUGUCUGUGGAGAAGAGAUCUGCAGAAUCAAAGGUAGAUAAUAACGCGCACUGCCUAAUCGUAGAUCGAGCUUAGAUCGAAGGAGCUCAAGGUUAAUUUAAGUAGUUAGAGUUGAUGUAUGCAUACUUAUGUAUACAUAUUAUUAAAUAAAAGUUAAGGUUGUUAAGAUCGUAAGAUAUUAAGGCUGCAUUUUAAUGCCCUAGAAUUAGGCAUCGUAUAUUUUGUAAAUACGAAGCAAAUUUUUACGUAUAUCUAUUAUACUCACUAAACCAAUUAACACGGUCAUUGCUCAAUUCUAAUUCAGGAAACGUUAAUUUUUUUUUUUAUAUAUUAUUAUAUAUACAUAUAACACGCAUAUAGUAGUAAUUAUUCAUACUAGGGAAUAAUUGAAUUGUAUAUUUUUGUGAAAACCGUCCAAUGAACUCGUGCAAUAAAAAUAUUUUCGUAC
This is a messenger RNA of Diprion similis, 3306 nucleotides long. RefSeq names its product scavenger receptor class B member 1 (gene dsb). The record is from RefSeq and is a predicted model, not a curated record. Bases 752 to 2479 code for a protein of 575 amino acids. Lineage: Eukaryota; Metazoa; Arthropoda; Insecta; Hymenoptera; Diprionidae. The transcript has 10 exons. Gene Ontology annotation, molecular function: scavenger receptor activity. Gene Ontology annotation, cellular component: membrane; cytoplasm.